AUGGUGGACGACAUCAAACUGCUCAUGAUUGGUAUGAGCUCAGAGACAUAUCGAAUUGGAAACAAGGUUGCAAACAUCUGUCACGUACUCCUAGAUGAUCCAGCGAUCACGCAACAAAAUCUAGAAGCAUACCAGACUGAAUCUCUCGUGUACCAAAUCUUAGGAGAGCACCCUCGAAUUGGUCGGGUCGAACUUGAGUUCUAUCCCAACGGCAACUUGAAGGACUACCUUGAAAAGAACUAUUCGAGCACGACAGAAGUCGAUAAGAAACGCUGGGCUCUUCAAAUGAUCGAAAGCGUCUUCUACAUCCACUCAAAAGGUGUUCGACACGCAGACCUCCGGUUGGACCAGUGGCUUCUAGAUCAAGGGAACGCCCGACUGUGGAGGGCAGCGCAGGGCCUCGAAUGUUCAAGCCACUGGCUACCACGUCCGGAUGAUGUCGACAGUUCAGUGCAGACGGAUCUGUUCGCACUGGGCUCUUCACUUUAUGAGCUCAUGGCUGGUCAAAUGCCCUUUGCGCGUAUCGAUGAUCAUACAAUAGAUGUAAGAUACGCAGAACGCAUCUUUCCAACUACCGAGGGGCUAUCGUUAGGAAUCGAAAUCACAAGAUGCUGGAAUCAAGCAUUUACGACCGCCGAGGAAUUCUUGAAUACUGCAAGGAGCAAGCUCUCGGAGGCUACUGAAACGUCUUUCUCUGUAGACAUAACAAUGACUCCUAGUGGCAUGGGACGCGCAGUUGAGGAGGAAGACAUCCAUGCAAUUGUCGAUUCCUUGAACCAGAACGUGAAGCCAAAUGUGUACGAGUUUGAGCCAGCUGUGGAACAGAAAUCUUGCCCCACCAUCAACCAUCCGAUACGAUACCCUCACCGAGCACUUUAG
Fonsecaea monophora is the source of this 879-nucleotide messenger RNA. RefSeq lists its product as hypothetical. Gene Ontology annotation, molecular function: protein serine/threonine kinase activity; ATP binding. The record is from RefSeq and is a predicted model, not a curated record. The transcript is spliced from 4 exons. Lineage: Eukaryota; Fungi; Ascomycota; Eurotiomycetes; Chaetothyriales; Herpotrichiellaceae. Gene Ontology annotation, biological process: intracellular signal transduction; protein phosphorylation. The coding region runs from base 1 to 879 and encodes 292 amino acids.